Molecule: messenger RNA, 1216 nt
Organism: Andrographis paniculata
Lineage: Eukaryota; Viridiplantae; Streptophyta; Magnoliopsida; Lamiales; Acanthaceae
Product: BURP domain protein USPL1-like
Exons: 2
Coding region: 97-939 (280 amino acids)
Source: RefSeq, a predicted model, not a curated record
AAAUAAACACACGUACCAUUGAAAUUUUCAAUUCAAUUUUGCAGCACUAUUAAUCAAACCCUUUUCCAGGGCACACAACAAGAAGAAGCAGCAAAAAUGAUCCCUGGAAUUAUUCCUUUCGUAAUUCACUCCCUGAUUCUGCUCCAGGCUCUUCAUCAGGCAAAAGCUUUGCAUAGAAAAUUAAUCCCUACCAAUGAACAUCAAGACACCCAUCUCCGGCUGCCGGAAAACGGCGACCGCCGCGAUUCCGGCCGGCCGUUAGAUCCGGAACUCAAUGUUUUCUUCCAUUACAACACCCUGAAACCCGGGACGAGGAUCGCGGUCUAUUACCAGACAAACAACCCGUCGACAACUCCCCGUCUUCUCCCCCGGGAAGAAGCCGAUUCGAUCCCCUUUACCUCGACCAAGCUCCCGGACCUCCUCCGGCUCUUUGGAUUUCCCGCCGGAUCGAAACAGGCCGUGGCGAUGAAAUCGACUCUGCAUCACUGCGAACACCCGGCCCUGCGAGGGGAAACCAAAUUCUGUGCCACGUCCCUGGAAUCCAUGCUCGAUUCAGUCCAGGCGAUCUUCGGUAAGAAUUCGAGGUUCCGGGUCCUGACAACGAACCGCCUGUCGGGCCCCCUCCCGCCCCUGCAGAACUAUACCGUGUCCGAACAGCCUAACGAGAUUCGGGCAGCGAAAAUGCUGGGCUGCCACAAGCUGCCCUAUCCGUAUGCAGUUUUCUACUGUCACGGCCAGGCUGGCGACCGGAAGCUUUACAGGGUGCUGCUCGACGGCGACAGCGGCGGCAGAGUCGACGCGGUCGCAAUCUGCCACAUGGACACUUCUCAGUGGGAUCCUGACCACGUGGCGUUUGAGGUUAUGAGAAGUUCCCCUGGAGAAUCUCCUGUCUGCCAUUUCUUCCCGCCUGACAACCUGGUAUGGAUUGCAGGGCCUUGAAGAUGGGUGUCUACGUUUUCCAGGGAAUGGAUUUUCUGGGCUAUCGAUUUUGUAUAAAGGUUUGUUCUUGUGUAGUUCAAUAAAUGUGUGGUUUGAUUGGGCCUGGAUAUUGUUGGUUAUGGACUUGUUGUUGGAACCUUGAUCUAUGCUAACUUAGGUUCUAUUAUUAAUUGGAUCGAAACUUUUAAAUGUUGUUUGAAUGAAAUUUAAAUAGAUUGAUUAUACUAUUCAUAUUUAGGAUGUACGUUUUCUUUUCGAGAGCUAAUUGAAAAAAUUA